Messenger RNA from Aspergillus aculeatinus CBS 121060, 487 nucleotides. Its product is annotated as TMEM14 family protein. The transcript has 2 exons. The coding region runs from base 21 to 332 and encodes 103 amino acids. Gene Ontology annotation, cellular component: membrane. The record is from RefSeq and is a predicted model, not a curated record. Lineage: Eukaryota; Fungi; Ascomycota; Eurotiomycetes; Eurotiales; Aspergillaceae.
CAAAACACAACCCCAUCACAAUGUCAACAACAGCCCUAACCCUCGCCCUCCUGACCUCCCUGGGCGGCACAAUCGGCUACCUGCGCACGGGCUCGGUGCCCUCGAUCGCGGCGGGCCUGACCGUCGGGCUGCUGUACCUGGUGAGCGGGCUGCGGCUGCGCGCGGCGCAGCCCUACGGCGCGGAGCUGGCGCUGCUGGCCUCGGUGGUCCUGUCGGGCAGCUCGAUCCCGCGCGCCAUCCGGACGGGCGGCAAGCCCGUGCCCACGGUGUUGAGCUUCGUGGCGGUCUAUGGGGUGUGGGUGUUUGGGGGGUUGGUCUUGAACCGGAAAUGAAUUAUGGGGGGGAGGGAUUGGUUUGGUUUGGAUUCGACCGGAUCCGGUUAUGACUUGACGGUACCUUAUGGGUUUGGUACUGGGGUAUGGGUUGUUUACUGUGCGGGGCGAGGGUAUACGGUUGCGUAUAGCAAAAACAAUGAUGAUAAGUUUGG